Molecule: messenger RNA, 3442 nt
Organism: Onychostruthus taczanowskii (white-rumped snowfinch)
Lineage: Eukaryota; Metazoa; Chordata; Aves; Passeriformes; Passeridae
Gene: TMEM62
Product: transmembrane protein 62
Exons: 14
Coding region: 361-1902 (513 amino acids)
Source: RefSeq, a predicted model, not a curated record
UGCUAUGGGAAACCUGGUCUGGCUGUGUGUCAGGUGUAGCUGUGAAGGGGCCUCGGUUGCGGGCGGUGUGUGUGACUGCCAGAGCGGCUCCUGGAUGGUUGCACAGAGAAGUUUCCUUAUCACACAGACAGAUGUGUGUAGUGGAAGCAGGUGUCAGAUAUUCAUAUCAGCAAAUUUCGGGAUCCCAAACGAGUUCCUGACUUUGAAAAAUUCUGUUCUGAAACAAUUGAUGUAAUUCAGCCAGCACUUGUUCUAGCAACAGGUGAUCUGACAGAUGCUAAGACAAGAGAUAAACUGGGAUCUGAGCAGGUAGAAGAUGAGUGGAAAACUUAUCAGUCAAUCCUGAAGAGAUCGAGGGUCAUGGAAAAAACCAAAUGGAUAGACAUCAAAGGGAAUCAUGAUUCAUUCAACAUUCCACGCCUGGAUAGUGUUCAGAAUUAUUACAGGAAAUACUCUGCCUGGCGUAAAGAUGGCUCUUUCCAUUAUAUCCACACUACCUCUUUUGGGAACUAUUCAUUCAUCUGCGUGGAUGCCACACUCAGCCCAGGCCCUAAGAGACCCUAUAAUUUUUUUGGGAUUUUAAACACGAAUCAAAUGGCAGAGCUGUCUUUGAUGGCAACAGAAAGUCUACACAGCAACCAUACUAUCUGGUUUGGCCACUACCCCACUUCAACUAUCAUCUCCCCAUCCCCUGGAAUACGAACACUAAUGAGUUCUGCCACAGCCUAUUUAUGUGGACAUCUCCAUACAAUGGGCGGGCUGAUGCCAGCCUUGCACAGUCAACACCGUGGUGGCACUUUGGAACUUGAAUUGGGAGACUGGAUGGAUAAUAGGAGAUACAGGAUCCUCGCGUUUGAUCAUGACCUACUCAGCUUCGCUGAUGUGAACUUUGAAGAGUGGCCUGUAGUUCUCAUCACCAAUCCUAAAUCCUUCCUUUACAGCAGUUCUACUCAUGAACCACUAGUCAAAAUUCUUUAUUCCACUCAUAUCAGAAUUCUGGCAUUCUCUCCUUCUGUCAUUAUCUCUGUCAAAGUCUACAUAGAUGGAGUUCACCUGGGGAAUGCACAUCAGGUGUCUGGUCCUCUCUAUGUGCUGAAGUGGAAUCCACAAAACUACAGUGAAGGGUUCCAUCACAUAGAUGUGACUGUCCAGGAUGCAUCAGGAAGAACUGGCACACGGGGCCAUUUAUUUGGUAUGGAAGAAAACCUCUCUCUUAGAUUUGACUUCUGGUCAUCUGUUAUUCUUCUCACUGACCACUAUGUUCUAGCUCGAGUGCUCUUUGGACUGACUGUGCUGAUUCAGAUUACCUUGCUUGUUGUUUUCCGACACCUCCAAAAGCCAGCACUCAAAGAAAAGCCGGGAUUACUUACUCUGACUUCAUAUUCUCUUCAUGUCUUCAGUAAAACAAACACCUUCUAUUACUCAAUUCUGGUUCUGAAUUUAUACACCAUUCUGGGACCGUGGUUUGUAGGUGAACUGAUAGAUGGACAGAUGGGGGCCUGUUUUUCCUUUGGGGUGUUUGUUGGUGGUUCCUUCUUACAGGGCAGUAUGACGUUCGUGGUUGGGAUUCUACAGCUGAUGUUUUUCAACCUGCCAUUGACGGCCUAUCUGUGCUGGUGCCUGCUGCUGCGAUGCCAGGGCCACAGCUUCCGUUCCCACAUCCGUCAUGCCCGACGCCUCGUGGCUGUGCUUGUUCACGUGGCAAUGGCCCUGCUCCUGGCCUGGCAGGUCUAUUCCUGCUACUUCCUGCAGCGAACAUACGGCACCUUGGCGUUCUUCCUCUCCCCAAUGAGAACGUGGCUGGUGGUACUGACCGCAGCUCUCAUUUAUAAAACCUGGACACUGAAAUCAUCAGAGCUCAGAACUUACAUUAUAGAGAUAAAAAACUGUCAAAGCUCCUGAGUAUAAGUACUCCAAAGUCUGUCUUAAAAACUGUCAAGGUACAACCUUAUCAUUUUGUGAUGCUGGAAUUCCAUACACCCCAACCAUUAGGUGGUAAGACCCAAAGCUGCACCUGCACUGCUACAGAACUGUAUUAAAUAGUAAAUGUACAAUAUGUUAAACACUUUCCUUGUAUUAUACAACAUACUGUAUAAUACAUGUUAUAUAAUACAGUUAUGCGUUUUACAUCAAUACAGUCAACUGUGGAAUAAUAUCAUCAAUGAGGUUUUUUUAGUGAUACAGAGAUAAAUGUGUCCAUAUGGCUCACAAAUGGAAAUAUUUGCCUAUUACUACUGUGAAUGGAAAAAUACUUUUAAUUAAUUAUUGAUUUUUAUAAUGCUGCAAAAUACGAGCAUAGGACUUGAUGAGCUUCUGGAUUUGUGAUUCUUUGAUUUUUAUUUCAGGGUUGACAUGUGUUUUUACAAGACUAGACCAGAUGUCUUUAUGAAGUAAUAGUGAUUGCAAAGGCAUUGUAGUGGCCUUCAGUCAAACUGUGCAACUGUGCCCAUAUGUUUUCAGUUCAUAAUGCUGUAUACAAGCACAUUAUAGGCUGCAAAGUGUGUGUAUGUGUUUGUGUUCAUGUUUACCUGAGCUGUGGCCUAUAGAUCUUGCCCUGGGGGUGUUGGCUAACUAACCAGGCUCACUCUCUGGAAGGAAGGAGUUUCAUUUUCCACUACUGAGGCUGCCAGUCCUCCCACCCAUGACUGGUAAAAGGACAGUGACUUACCAGUGGUGCUGGGGUUUUCAGCUUCAGAGCAAAGAAUGGAGACAAUGUCCUCAGGAUGGGAGAGGCUGUAGGAAUAUUAUGGUAUGAUGCUAUAAAGUCUGUAAUUUCUGUUUUUCUGGGUCUCAGCUGUGUUUCUGGGUCUCAGCCAAAUGCACCAAAGAGUGACCUAAGAAAAAUCGUUUCUUUGUUUUCAUUUUUUAUUAAGUUCAAAAAUUUUAGAACAUUUAGUUACCAUAAUGAAGAAUGCAGUGAUCCAGAGUCAAGAAAGCUGAGGUGCCUUGAUCUGUAAAGAACACUGUGUUGCUUCACAAAAGACCAGCUGUGAGCAGAACAUCUAAAAUACUUUAGGUAAUUUUACAGUAACUUAUUUAUGGCUUCUCAAGGAAAAAGAGGGCUAAUUUAUCUAUGGUCCCUUUGGAAAAAAACAGCAGUGACUGUAGAAGAACACAGUAAAAUGAAUUGGAAGAAGAUAAUGACUACAACAAGGACUUUUGUUAUUUCUAACAGAUGACAGUUUUCCUAUUCCUUAAUUUCUGUUCUUCAGUGAUACAGGAAAAUAGUAAUGUAAUACUAAUAAUAACAUAAUGUCUUCAGUGUAAUAGGAAAGAGUACCCAUUUACAUGAGUUAAAUACACUGUUAAGAGAAUAAAGAAUGUAAUUUGUUGCUACACAAGUUUGUUUUGCAAAGCUGUUAGAAAAUCAGAGAUGGCACCAAAUUUAUUUGUGAGAUACAAUAUGGAAAAAUUGAUAAUAAAAUGACAUUUCACAAUUAAA